This is a messenger RNA of Planococcus citri (citrus mealybug), 6558 nucleotides long. RefSeq lists its product as uncharacterized. The transcript has 6 exons. Lineage: Eukaryota; Metazoa; Arthropoda; Insecta; Hemiptera; Pseudococcidae. Gene Ontology annotation, molecular function: protein binding. The coding region runs from base 228 to 1175 and encodes 315 amino acids. The record is from RefSeq and is a predicted model, not a curated record.
UUGUGCUUUUACUGCUUUUACGAUAAUCCCCAAACUUUCAAAUGAGAGUUUAUUGUUUGAUAGGGUGUUGUGCUUAUUUCCCCAAUGGUCAGGUGUAAUAAUUCACGUUCGACACCUUAGAAAAUUGCUCAAUUAUUAAUUUGUCAUCGCAUUAUGAAGAUUUCCACUCGAAUGGAUCCUCAAGUUGAUUGAAUUUUAUCGAAAUGAAAGUUGUGCUCGCGUGAAUAAUGAUAUAUUUAAAACUUUUAGCGAAAUGUGUUUUAUUGCUGAAUAUUUUCAUUAAAGUUAAAUGUGUUGAAAAACGAGAACCGCCUUCGAAGACAGAAGUAAUCGCGAAUUUCAAGACUAAUUUAACACUGCCUUGUGAAUCUGCAGCUCGUGAAGAAGGAGAUAUCGUCAGAUGGGUCCGAAAGGGUAAAAAUAGUUGGAGUGUUUUAGACAAUGGCGAUUUGUUCUUAGUCAAUUUGGAGAAAAAUGAUUCCGGAGAAUAUAUGUGUUUAGAACAAGACAACGAUGAAAUUUUAUCCACUUAUGUGGUCCACGUGAAAACUCCUCCUGCUGCCUUGGAGAAUGUUACGGUGAUACCCAGGACUGUUUUGGCUGUUUUGCGAUGGCAUGUGAGAGACGAUGGAGGGUAUUCGAUUAAGAAUAUAACUAUACGUUAUAAAUUGGCGGAUAGCGAUGACGAAUGGCAUAUCAAUCCUCAUUACAUAUCUUCGACUGCGACUCAGACGGAUAUUUAUAAGCUGAACCCAAAUUCGACUUAUAUGUUCCAAAUAUGGGCCUCGAAUGAACUCGGUGCUGGCGAAAUUACCACAGUUUUGGCCAAAACAAGACACGAUAUACAAGAAAUAGAACUAGCCCGACACUUACUCGACGGUGCUGAAACUUUCGACACCAGAGCUUGGCUAGCUGCGGUGGCUAUCGUAAUGACAACCUUGCUAAUUCUCACCAUAGGCACGUGCUGCGUAUUAUAUCGAGAUAGUCACGCCGCAUUUUAUCAUAACGAAGAAUACGAUCCAGAACGAAUAGAACUAAUGCCAAAUGUGAUCACUAAUCCAGGCUACUACGAAGAAUUCGUUCCAGCCAAGUAUUGUAACGAAUCGCCCGAUGACGAGGACGAAUUCACAUCGUAUUUCGCCAGCAGAACCGGUGCCCGAGCUGUACGAGUCUGAUGCCUUUUCCACUCCUACACAUCUCUCUUCCUUUAUCCCUAAAUUGGCAGAAUGCAUAAGCAAUUCUCGAGGGAGACACAACUUUCGAGCUAAAAUGCGAUGACAAUAAGAAUACAUAAUGCAUUCUAAACACCAGUUGUACCUACAAUUUACGGCAUUUCCAAGAGAUUAAUACUCCCAUUACUCCCCCUGUCCCAUCCUUUUCUUUUUCUUUUUUUUUUUUUUAGUAAAAAUGAUCUAACAUAAUUUCUAGUCAUAUUAACGUGUUAAGUUGAAUUUAUCUUUUUAUAUGUGUAUAUUUUUAUAUAACAUCACGACGAUACGAGGAUACUCCGGUGGAGAUACCAUUUCAGCUGUAACUAAGCUUGUAAUAUUUUUGAUCGUUUUAUUGAUCUUUUUAUUCUUUGAUUUGCGCAUUGUGAUAGCUUGUUUUUUAACGAUUUUAUUUUCGCCUUUGUGUGUGUUGUGUGUGGUGUUUACUUCUUCUUCUUCUCCUCUCUUUUUCAACUAUAUUCUCUCAAUAUUACCUUUAUAAUAAUUACUACCUAGUCUGAGCUAAUGACGUGAAAAUUAAUUGUUGCAACGAAACAUGCCGAUUUAUAAGGCGUUUACGAGUAUUUUUUUUUAAUAUUUAAAUGGUGCUUUUAGUCUACAGUCGAAUCCGCAAAAAGUGUCUAGCUGGCUUUGUUUUUCGUGAUCCUAAAAAUUCAGUUGGCAUUUUGUAGAUAUGGAUUAAAAAUGGCAGAAGAGACGUAUUUUGAAUGGAGGCUGACAACCCCAAAUUUUUCAAAAUGAUUCCGGCCCAGAAAUUUUUUUAUUAGAUACUAGACACUUUCCUCAAUCCGAGUAUGUUUACUUCAGCUCGUCCAAUGUCGAGCAAAUUUUUGAAAAAUUUUGAGUUCAAAAUUGUGUUAUGAUUUUCAGAAUUUUUGAAAAAAGUAUAAUGCAACCAAUCAAAAUGAAUUAAAACUUGGAGAAUCAAAUAUUUACAUUGAAGCUUUUUUGGAUUAGUUUUGAGAAACUUCGAGCUUAAUUAGAUUAUGAUUUUCGAAAAUUUUUGAAAGAAGAGUCAUGUGACUUGUCAAAAUGGGUGAAAUUAGUUCUGGUACUGAGUUUCUGAAAUUUGAAAUUUUCAAGAGAUAAUGGAAAUAUAAUAUUAUUAUCGGAUAACGAUACUGGAUUUUCUCUUUGAGUUAUUGCAUGAAAAAUCACUCAAAAAUGUUUAAAACCAUGAUCAAUUCAGAGUUAAAAAUUCUUCAAAACUGCUCCAAGAAAGUUUUGACGUAAAUUUUUGAUACCUAUUUUGUCGAAAUUUUAACAAACUUUGAUCAGUUGCAUCAUACGUACCUUUUUCAAAAAUUCUGAAAAUCAUGACCCAAUUUUGACCUCAAAAUUCUUCAAAAAUCCUCAAAAUACAUUUUCAACGAAAUAUUUGAAUUUUUUGUUAAAUUUUGACACACUUUUUGAUUGGUUGCAAGAAAAUCCUCAAAAUCAUGACUCAAUUUUGAAAAUAGAAUCGUCUAGAAAUCUUAUUUGAAUUUCUUGUAAACUUUCAUCGUAAUUUGGAAUUGGUUACGAAUAUUUUUAAAUCCCAAAAAUCAUGAUUUAAUUUUGAGCUCAAAAUUCUUCAAAAAUACAUUUUUUAUUGAAAUACUUGAAUUUCUCACAAAAAUUUAACCCGUUUUGAGUGAUCGCAUGAUUUUUUUUCAAAAAUUUUAUAAUCAUGAUCCAAUUUUGAGCUUGAAUUUUUUCAAAAAUCUUUCAAAUACAUUUCCAUAGAAAUAUUUGAAUUUAUCGUAAAAUUUUGACCCAUUUUGAUUGGUCGAAUGAUAUUUUCUAAAUACCGAAAAUUAUAAUCCAGUUUUGGGCUCAAAAUUUUUCAAAACUCCUCAAAAUACAUUUUCAUCAAAGCAUUUGGAUUUCUUGCAUAAUUUUAAUCCAUUUUGAUAGGUCACGUGACAUUUUUUUUACAAUUAUCAAAUUGUUCAUGACCCAAUUUGGGGCUCAAAAUUCUUCAAGAAUCCCCAAAAUAAAUUUUCAUCGAAGUAUUUGGAUUUCUUGCAUAAUUUUAAUCCAUUUUGAUAGGUCACAUGAUAUGUUUAUAGAAUUCCCAAAUUAUUCAUAACUCAAUUUGAGGCUCAAAAUUCUUCAAGAAUCCCCAAAAUACAUUUUCAUCAAAGUAUUUGGAUUUAUUGCAUAAUUUUAAUCCAUUUUGAUAGGUCACAUGAUAUUUUUUUUACAAUUACCAAAUUAUUCAUGACCCAAUUUGAGGCUCAAAAUUUUUCAAAAAUCCUCAAAAUACAUUUUCAUCAAAGUAUUUGGAUUUCUUGCAUAAUUUUAAUCCAUUUUGAUAGGUCACAUGACAUUUUUAUUACAAUUAUCAAAUUGUUCAUGACCCAAUUUGGGGCUCAAAAUUCUUCAAAAAUCCCCAAAAUACAUUUUCAUCAAAGUAUUUGGAUUUCUUGCAAAAUUUUAAUCCAUUUUGAUAGGUCACAUGACAUUUUUUUUACAAUUAUCAAAUUGUUCAUAACCCAAUUUGGGGCUCAAAAUUCUUCAAGAAUCCCCCAAAUACAUUUUCAUCAAAGUAUUUGGAUUUCUUGCAAAAUUUUAAUCCAUUUUGAUAGGUCACAUGACAUUUUUUUUACAAUUAUCAAAUUGUUCAUGACCCAAUUUGGGGCUCAAAAUUCUUCAAGAAUCCCCAAAAUACAUUUUCAUCGAAGUAUUUGGAUUUCUUGCAUAAUUUUAAUCCAAUUUUGAUAGGUCACAUGAUAUGUUUAUAGAAUUCCCAAAUUAUUCAUGACCCAAUUUGAGGCUCACAAUUUUUCAAAAAUCCUCAAAAUACAUUUUCAUCAAAGUAUUUGGAUUUUUUGCAUAAUUUUAAUCCAUUUUGAUAGGUUACGUGAUAUUUUUUUUACAAUUACCAAAUUAUUCAUGACCCAAUGUGGGCCUCAAAAUUCUUCAAAAAUCCCCAAAAUACAUUUUCAUCAAAGUAUUUGGAUUUCUUGCAUAAUUUUAAUCCAUUUUGAUAGGUCACUUGAUAUGAUUUUACAAUUUCCAAAUUAUUCAUAACCCAAUUUGAGGCUCAAAAUUCUUCAAAAAUCUUCAAAAUAAAUUUUCGUCGAAACAUUUGAAUUUCUCGUAUAAUUUUAACCCAUUUUGAUUGGUUGCAUAAUUUUUCAAAAAUCUCAAAAUCAUGAUUCGAGUGGAUUUGAAUUUCAUGCGGCAUUAUUUAACCUAUUUUGAUUAUUUUCAAAUUAUUUUUUCAAAAAUUCCAAAAAUCAUGACCCAAUUUUGGGCUUCAAGUUUUUUAAAAACUCUUAGAAUUCAACUCAUUUUGGAAGGUUUCAAGGUCAAUCUUUGAAAAUCCAAAAUACAUCUCUGCGAAAUGCCAACAGAAUUAAAAAUUGAGUCAAAUUCGAUUUCUGCAGCAAUUUUUGUCAGUUGGACUGUGGACUAUUUUGUUUUUCAGUCGGAUUUUCUAGUUAAAAAAAAUGCCCUAAUUUUAGAAAAACCAAUAGAAUAAUCUAUAAAGUCAAUGACCUCGUACAUGAGAGACUUCUCGAGUAUCGUUUCCGCUCGUCUGAUUUGUGUGGAUCCUCAUUCAACUUUCCGAAGCACCCCUUUCCCCUUUCUCCGGAUUAUUUAAUUUUUCACCUUCGGGAAAAUCCGACUGAACAGUCGUAGGUAACUCUACGACCCCUUUUUGUUUUUGUUUUUUCUACAUUCGCAUAAUAGUGAUGAAAACCAUUAUGAAUGUGGUAAUGUUACCGCGUGAAUCUCGGUAGUAUUUUUUUGAAAGCCGCAGAUUUUAUAAUUUUUUUUCUAUACAUUCCGAAGAGCUUGUGAACGUUUAAGCGUAAAUUCAUGUUCAUUUACUUGUAAUAUUUACAGGGUUGAUUAUUUUAAUGAUUUAUACAUAAGAAAACGUACGUAUUUAAAAAUUUCUGGAAGAUGAAGGCGCGCUUGAGAAUAUACCGGAAAGAUGCGGAAAAUCAAUUCUACAUUAUUACUAUAGAAGAAAUGAAGACUUGGAAUCUGUGCGAAAGAAAUUGGUUUUACCCUAAACACAUUUGUACCGGUUUAAAAAUGGCUGUUGUGAAACACUCAUUGUUCCUAUUAAUAAGAUGUACUACGUUACAGCUUGCUUAUAUAACCAUACCUAAUAUUAUGUACGAGCAGUAUUGUAAAUUUUACUUAAUAUUUAUAGCUUAUAGAUACACGCGGAUAAAAUUUUUCCUUUUUGGCGAAUUGAACGGCAACGAAGCUAACGAAGAAUGUAAAGUUGACCCGAAAGACUCGUACAUUUCGAGUACCUACUUUUCUUGAGAAUAAUAAACACCGUUGUGUUGAAAAAACCAUGAUCGGAUUACCUCUUCGAACUCAUCAAAGGUAGACCAUGUAAACAUCCUAUGAGAUCUCUUUGUAUUCGACAUAGCGUCAUAUUUGAUGUAAAAAGUGCCACUUCAGCGUUUUUUAUUUUCUCGGUGUAAGUUGAUUUUCCAAGAAUAGAAUUCCCUCUACCCUUCACCAUACUUCUUCGUUGCUCCGUUACCGCUAAUUAUUGCUAAAUAAAGUAGGUAAGAUACUUUAUAUAGGUAUCUCGCAUAACAGCGAACUACAUACUUAAUCUCAGAGGAAAGAAAAACUGAGAGAUUUUCUUGGACUUGAGUUUUUUCAAUUUUGAAUUUUUAUUGCUGUGCUGGCGCCCUAUAAAAUGGGUAUAUCAUUAUUAAAAAUAAACCAGAAUCAAUCAGUGUCGUGUUUUGUAUAUUGGAUAAAAUGAAAACCCUUUGUACUUAAUGUUUUUUUUUAUAUUUUAGUAUUUUUUUUGUAUUAUUAACAAUUUUUUUUUUUCAACAAAAAUUAUAAUAAAUGUACGAAUACGACGACGACAAAGGUUGUGAAUAUUCUUAAGCUUCCUCAUCAAUGGUUCAAAUUCACGCGCUAUGUUUUACGAUUACGACAUUUUUUUGUAUGUAUUAAUUAUUUUGUAAAUAUUACGAUAAUGAAGGUGAGAGUUGGAUACGAUGGUGUAUGUCCUAUAUACUUAAUACGAAUGGAUACCGUAAGCCUUUAAUUAUUAUUGCUACCUAUACCAUGGCGCACGCGAAGUUUAUAAUAUAUUUUUCAAAGGCUUAAAUGAGAGUAUAGGAUAGGUUCACGAAAAACAACAUGCGCUUGGACUUUCAAAAGAUUGAAUUUUUAUUAGACAUUCCACGUUUUAAUCGUAGUAACGAGUGUUUUUUUUUUUUUUUAGAUUUUGUUCGUUUGUUUUUAUUUUUAUUUUUUUUAAACGUACUACAUGUAUGUGUAAAUGUUUGUGACUAGUGUAUUUGUGUUUGUGUACUUUUUUAAUCAAAAUAAAACACUUUUAAGAAUAUAA